AUGGUGGAACCAAACAAGAUCAGUGAGGCCCUCGAGGAUGCAGAUUGGAUCAUAGCUAUGGAAGAGGAAUUGAACCAAUUCGAAAGAAAUAAAGUUUGGAAUCUUGUACCUAAACCAUCAAACAUAACUAUAAUUGGUACAAAGUGGGUGUUUAGAAACAAGUUAGAUGAACAUGGUACAAUAACCAGAAACAAGGCUCGUCUAGUAGUUCAAGGGUACAAUCAAGAAGAAGGAAUAGAUUAUGAUGAAACUUUCGCACCUGUGGCAAGGUUGGAGGCAAUCAGAUUACUCAUAGCAUUUGCAGCUCACAUGUAA
Solanum verrucosum is the source of this 315-nucleotide messenger RNA. RefSeq lists its product as uncharacterized. The transcript has a single exon. The record is from RefSeq and is a predicted model, not a curated record. The coding region runs from base 1 to 315 and encodes 104 amino acids. Lineage: Eukaryota; Viridiplantae; Streptophyta; Magnoliopsida; Solanales; Solanaceae.